GUCGCCGGUGGCGUCCAUACAGCGACCGGAGCACAGACUCCCUUGUUGUCAGUCACUUUCCCAGCGAACAGACGGCAGCAGCAGCAGCAGCAGGAGGAGCGGAGACGGUAAUCCCCCCCACCUCCCAGCCCACCCCACCCCUUUCGAAACCCACAAACCGGUGGCAGGAGGGGAACAAAACCUCGCGGGACACCUGUGCUGCUGGACGCCACCUUUUAGGCUUUGUGAAACAUGAUUUAAGAUUCACACUCAGAUUCUGGAUGAUGAGGAGGAGCAGCGAUGACUGAGACGGGGAUGUAGAGGCGGAAACAAGCGGCCAAAUCUGCCUCGACUGACGGUGACGGAGCGGUCGGCGGCGCCACCAGCAGCAGCACCAGCAGCAUCAGUCGGUCGGCGGAUGGAGAUGCGAUGUGAAGGCGGAGGGAUGAUGUGAUGAUGAUGAUGAUGGUGAUAUAGCAGGUGCUGCAGGGGUCGUGCCGCAUUGCCUGGCCGCCGCGAGCGACGCCGGGGAGACGGUGAUGCUGUCGUCGUCAUUGUGCCACAGAAAGAGAGAGAAAGAGAGGAGAGGCUUUGACAUGGAGGCAAGCGGCUGUCUGAGCUCAGGCCGCCCGUAUCAGCAGGUCGGCUGUACCGCCUGAAGCCUGGAGGACCUGAGUCAUGAUAUACAUGGUGGAGAAAUAACAAUAAAGUUCAAUUCUUGAGGGUUGGAUUGGAAUGUUUCUGUGCGUAAAAGUGAAUGGCCCAUAUGAUGAUAAUGCAUCACAGGAGCAUCAUAGCAGCAGCAUCUGUGCCAGUUCAGGGUGGAUUACGUCUACAGAGCAGCAGGCCUCCAUCUGAAGUCAGCCUCUGAUCAGGACACCAUUUAAAAUACUUCAUCCUGUUGCUGGAGGUAAUUUAUUCUGUUUCACUGGAAGCUGGUGUGGUCUCCCGCGGAGGUCCAGCUGUUGCGAAACAUGACUCACUUACAGGCUGGCCUGUCUCCAGAGACUCUGGAGAAGGCCAAGGUGGAGCUCAAAGAAAACCCUGAGACUUUACACCAGGACAUCCAGGAGGUCCGGGACAUGAUCAUCACCCGGCCGGACAUUGGUUUCCUCAGGACAGACGAUGCGUUCAUCCUCAGAUUCCUCCGGGCGAGGAAAUUCAACCACUUCGAGGCUUUCCGGCUGCUGGCACAGUAUUUUGAGUACCGACAGCAGAACCUGGACAUGUUCAAGAACCUGAAAGCCACGGACCCGGGAAUCAAGCAGGCUCUGAAGGACGGUUUCCCCGGCGUGCUCUCCAAUCUGGACAGAUAUGGCAGGAAAAUACUGGUCCUGUUUGCAGCCAACUGGGACCAGAGCAGAUACACAUUUGUGGACAUACUGAGGGCCAUCCUGCUGUCGCUGGAAUCCAUGAUAGAAGAUCCGGAGCUGCAGGUCAACGGCUUCAUCCUCAUCAUCGACUGGAGUAACUUCACCUUCAAGCAGGCGUCCAAGCUGACUCCCAGCAUGCUGCGGCUGGCCAUCGAGGGCCUUCAGGACAGCUUUCCUGCCCGAUUCGGGGGAAUCCACUUUGUGAACCAGCCCUGGUACAUCCACGCCCUCUACACGGUGAUACGACCCUUCCUCAAAGACAAGACCAGGAAGAGGAUCUUCAUGCACGGCAACAACCUGAACAGCCUCCACCAGCUGAUCCAUCCCGAGAUCUUGCCGUCGGAGCUCGGGGGGAUGAUGCCGCCCUAUGACAUGGGGACGUGGGCACGAACGCUGCUGGACCACGCCUACGACGAGGAGACUGACUACUGUCCUGAGUCCUACACCCUGUCUGUACAAGACCUGGAGAGAGACCUGGAGAAAAACCUGUCCCCAAAAACCAUGAAGAGGUCCCAGUCGGUGGUGGAGCCGGGCGUCCUGAAGCGACCGGACAAAGUCAAGAGUGAAGAGGACAACAUGCAGCCGCUGCUCUCACUGGACUAAACCACACGGUCAGCCAGCAGCUCUGAGGCAGAUCAAUAUUUACACACUCUUAAAAAAAACAACAAAACACUUACCUGUGCACCUGCUCGUAAGCGACGCGCGCGCUCUGAAAACACGUUCCUCCGGAAAACGCUGCUGCAGCUGCUGGAUUCUUGUUUCCCUUGAACUCGAGGAAAUCAGAACGACACAAGAAGACGAGAAGGACGUUUUGUCAGCCAGAGAGGCUUCCCAAGAGCUACUGAUCUUGUUCUGUAUAUUUAUUUAUUUAGUUAUUUGUCAAGUGCCAAUUCCAGUAACUGUAAAUUAACGGCUUUGAACAGCUCAGCCCUUCAGUAUGGAGCAGGGAGAGGAGAACAAACACUAAGAGCCUGACGACAGUGUGUCCUUCCUACAGAUGUACAGUGUAUGGCCGAUGGGUUUGAAAAAUCAGACGUCACAGAGGGCUUGGGGUCGCGGUUCCCGAACUGCACUUAUUUCUUUGUACAGUAAUUUGAAGACAAUGUCGUCGUCCCCCCGUAUGAGGCAAGAAGCGCGGCUCAGGAAGUGAUAAUAACGAGCUUGUUCAACCUCCUGGACACAAAACUGGCAGACAGACAGGAAUUGGGUUUACUGGGAAUUUACUGGGGGGUUAAUGGGAGUCUUUCCUGUGAAAAUAAUAUGAGCUAUCAGUCACGCUCCAGUUACGUCCUGGACAAAAAGCAAACCUCCUUUGCAAUGAAAGUUGGCUCUAUGAAUUAUCUCUUUUUUUUCCUCCCAUUUUCUCUCUUUUUUCUGACCCAGCAUUUCGUCUGCCAUCAGGAAAACACAAAAACAACUCACGUCAUCAACUAUUUGUUUGGCUGAAGAUGCAUAAGAUGCAUUUAAAGAAGCCAACAGAAAGGAUGUCUCGAGCAGACAAAUUAACAAUCCGGAUUUAAGUUGUUAACGCGUCGCCUUCUCCUGUGACUUUGCGACACAUUUGCUACAUUUUUGGCAAUAACAAUCAAAACUUUACCACAGUGACAACAUCUGUUUCUAAACAUGUCAGUGCUAUAAGAUUUAAAGAACUACACUUUGCUAUUUCUUUGCAUGUUUUAGACAAUUUAAUUAAAAAUAACACUUUUUUAUUGUGUUAUUUCAGUACAUCAUCGGUGCUUCAGAGUACAGCUAAAACUUUAAUCUGUUAAUCAGUGUUAGUGUAAUCUUAACUCAAGAUCCACUUAUUAACUUUCUCCUUAGCUGUCAGCCACAUCAUCUCACAAUUAAUUUACUGAAGAGUUUGGGUACUCAUGUGAUUAGAUUAGAUUACUUUAGUAUCACUGCUAGGCAAACUAAUUUCCAAAGUUUUUUCAUUGCAGGAAGAAAACUCAAAGCUUUCUUAGAGGUGGCCCUGCAGGUCGAGUGUCAGAGCUUCCUGACACGACUUGAACGCAUCGGACCUGCAGGUUAGACCAGGUUAACUGAAAGGGUUCAUGUACAGCAGACACACAGUGGUGAAUUAUCCUUCUCAGGCAGUAUUCAGGUUGGCAGCAGGUGUGCUUCUGUGCAGAGGUGUUUUGUCUGAAGUGUAUUUUCCAUAUUCAGAUCACAGUAUUUUAUUAUAAUGAGGGAUUUUCCUUUAAGCUCUGCAGGUAGACAAGUCACUGCAGCAGUGUAGACAGGAUAUUUGUUCAUUUUAGCUUGCUACACUCACUGUUUUUUAUGCUUCACUGCCUUCCCAAAAAAGGCUUCUUUGAACUGAAUUGGCACCAGCUGACGGUGUCUGACGCGCUCUUCCGAAUCAACGACUCACUGCAGGUUUACGGCGUGAGGCGCAAAAGGUAUGACAGCCGAAUGUUAGGGAGGCAGACAGGCCAUCAGGCAGGAAAACUGCGACAGAGCGGCAGAGGAAAAAGCCAGUCGGGCUGGCAAGCGUGCAGCCGAGCAGAUCACAGAAAGGCCGGCGGGCAGGAAGUGUGAGGUGGCCGGCUGCAACGAGAGCAGACAGCUGGAAUGUUAAACUAUCACACCAGCGUACAUGACAUGUCAACCCCACUUACAACAGCUCAGAGGCUCGACCCUGCACAGUCACACUGUGGCUUCGCCGGUUGCUUCUUUAGGCUCACUGCGAUCUGCCUGGUCCCACCGCUGUUCAAACCAGAGCGAGACAACAGUCAGCCAGAGGUGCUGGAGACAUUUUCCUUUUAUCUAAUGUGUAAUCAGAUCCUGUUAUGGUUGUUUAAUCGUUACUCAUUACAGGAUAAGUCCAGUGUAAUUUCAUUUUGAAUUACUCACUGACCCUUCACUAAAGCCUGAUCCUUGAACGCCUGUCGAGUUUUCUCUUCUCACGCGGAUGAGCUUUAAAGUGGCAGCAGUAGCAGAUGGUUUGCUGUGAUUUUUGAAACGGUGACUCCAACAUUUCACACAGAAGUAAACAAAAGCAUCUGAUUUCCAAAGAGCGACCAUCAGCUUUGUCUGAUGAAAUGACAACUGGCUGAUGCUAACUUUGUCAACUUUGAAAUGGUUCCAGCUGAGUCACGUUGAGAGUUGGACCCUGGGAACAGACUAGAACAGAACAGAAUAAACUUUAUUGUCCAGCCGAGUCAGGACAAUUCUGAACUCAAUGA
Scatophagus argus is the source of this 4540-nucleotide messenger RNA. RefSeq names its product clavesin 2 (gene clvs2). The record is from RefSeq and is a predicted model, not a curated record. NCBI's taxonomy places the organism in Eukaryota, Metazoa, Chordata, Actinopteri, Scatophagidae. Bases 954 to 1955 code for a protein of 333 amino acids. Gene Ontology annotation, molecular function: phosphatidylinositol bisphosphate binding. Gene Ontology annotation, cellular component: membrane. The transcript is spliced from 5 exons.